Penicillium bovifimosum is the source of this 375-nucleotide messenger RNA. RefSeq lists its product as uncharacterized. Bases 1 to 375 code for a protein of 124 amino acids. The transcript has 5 exons. The record is from RefSeq and is a predicted model, not a curated record. NCBI's taxonomy places the organism in Eukaryota, Fungi, Ascomycota, Eurotiomycetes, Eurotiales, Aspergillaceae.
AUGAGCGCCUCUAACGAUACCAGAUGGCGGGGUGGACCUAGUCGCCAUGGGUCGCAGCGCAACAAUCGUGAUAAGACAGGAGGACAUGGAAAUGCCCGCGAUAAUAAUACUGCUUGGGGCGCGUCCCAUCCUCCACAAGAACCGCAUGUCCCUGUACGGGGCUUCAAUGCCGCGGAGGUCAAGAACACCCUAAAGAAGGGACCCGAAGCGGGCAAGUCAGUGCCUUACAAACCGGUGUCCCAAGAGGGUUCACACCCACGAUCUACUGCUUGGGGCCCUAAGGCACAAAACAUGGCGAAUGGGAAGGACUUUUUCCUAGAGCUUCGAAAACAAGUCGCUGCACUGCAGCGCAACGGCCCCCCUGUGGGCGGCUGA